Messenger RNA from Thecamonas trahens ATCC 50062, 1989 nucleotides. RefSeq names its product Acox1 protein. Gene Ontology annotation, molecular function: FAD binding; fatty acid binding; acyl-CoA oxidase activity. Lineage: Eukaryota; Apusomonadida; Apusomonadidae. Bases 1 to 1989 code for a protein of 662 amino acids. Gene Ontology annotation, cellular component: peroxisome. Gene Ontology annotation, biological process: lipid homeostasis; fatty acid beta-oxidation using acyl-CoA oxidase. The transcript has 2 exons. The record is from RefSeq and is a predicted model, not a curated record.
AUGGCAGCAGCAGCAGCAACAGCAGCAGGCGCAGGGAGCACGUGCGGGAUUUUGGAAGCAGAGCGGAGGAAGGGAAGCUUCCCUGUGGCGGCUCUCACCGACUUGUUCAAUGGCGGAGCUGAGGCAAGCGUCGAGCGCAAGGCUAUACAGCAGCUGGCACUCGAUGCAGAGCUGCGCAAGUAUGAUGCGGAGCGGAUGAUGAUGUCCCGGGUGGAUCGGUACAAGGCUGCGCUGGGCAGUGUUCGGAGAGUGGUACAGCUGGCAGAGAUCCAUGGCUUGGAUGACAAGCAGAGAGCCUUGCUUCGGAACGAGGGCGUGCCCGACGCUCUGCCUACCGAUCUGCAUGACCUUGCCUUUGUGCCAUUUCUGGCGGCGCAGGCGACUGAGGAUCAGGCGGCGGCUUGGCUGGACGAUGCCCGGGCGUAUCGCAUUCUGGGUUGCUACGCCCAGACCGAGCUCGCCCAUGGCUCCAAUGUGCGUGGCAUCGAGACCCGCGCGGUGUUUGACCCUGACGCUGACGGGUUUAUCCUCACCACACCGAGGAGCGAGGCCCGCAAGUGGUGGCCGGGCAACAUGGCCAAGACGGCGACCCACGCCAUUGUCAUGGCGCGGCUAAUUGUGGGCGAGACCGACCACGGAGUGCAUCCUUUCCUGGUCCAGCUGCGCGACAUGGAGAGCCACAUGACGCUGCCGGGCAUCGAGCUCGGCGACAUCGGGUCCAAGCUCGGCAUGAACGCCGUGGACAACGGGUACCUCUGCCUCCACGACGUCUUUAUUCCGCGGUUCAACAUGCUCGCCAAGUUUGCCUCGCUUGACGCAGACGGAAGCUACACCAAGCCCGCACAUGCCAAGGUGGCAUACGCCGGCAUGAUCUCUGUCCGUGCCUCGCUCAUCAAGGGCGCCGGCGGGUUUCUCGCCCGCGCCGCCACCAUUGCCGUCCGCUACGCGCUGCAGCGGCGGCAGUUCAACUACGCGCAGCCCAACUGCGCGCCCGAGGCCGAGACUCCCAUCCUUGACUACACCAUGCAGCAGUAUCGUGUUCUCCCGCUUGUCGCCACGGCGUACGCGCUCAAGUUCACCGGACUGUGGAUGGAGUCGCUCCACGAUACGCUUGUGGCGCAGAUGGCCGACGGCAACUUUGAGCUCCUCGCCGAGGUCCAUGCCACAGCAGCAGGCCUCAAGUCGUUGACCACUUCGCUGGCCGGCGAUGGGUGCGAGGCGCUGCGCAAGUCGGUUGGCGGCGUCGGCUUUCUCGUAGCCUCGGGCCUGCCCGAUCUCUUCUCCGGCUACGUCGGCGUCGAGACCGCCGAGGGCGAGAACUUUCUGCUCACCCAGCAGACUGCCCGCGCUCUCCUCAAGGCGCUGCAGACUGCGGUCGGCGGCGGGGCACUGACUGGCUCGUCGGCGUACCUCGAGCGGUUUGCGGCCGUUACCGGCGGCGAGCGCUGGAGCCCGACUGACGGCGACGCCGUUGCCGAUCUUGCUGCGCUGGUCACCGCCUAUGAGCACCGCUCGCUAGCGCUGACCGUGGCGACCGCGCAGUCGCUGCAGGCCGCCAUCGCGGGCGGCAAGCCGUACGUCGAGGCAUGGAUCGAGGCCCAGGUCGAAGCCUUCCGCAUGUCGCGUGCGCAUUCGUUUGUGGUGAUUGUCCGUAACUUUGCGCAGCUCUUUGCGCUCUAUUGGAUGGAGGUCCACGCCGGGGAGUUCCUCGACUCGGGCUUUGUCUCCGCGGAGCAAGUCGUAUGGGUCCGUGCCGCGGUCCGCAAGCUGCUGGGGGUCCUGCGGCCCGACGCCGCCUCGCUUGUCGACGCCUUUGACUACCACGACUGUGCGCUCUCUUCGGCCAUCGGGUGCUACAACGGGCGAGUCUACGAGCGGCUCAUCGACACUACCCGGCACGAUCCGAUGAACGCGCCGCUCGACGACGACGAGCCGAGCCCCGGCUGGCGCGAGCACCUCAAGCCGCUGCUGCUCCGCUCACGGAUGUGA